AUGGGGGUGGCGCUGCUGGCAGCCCCCGUGGACCCCACAGCAGCAGCAGCAGCAGCAGCAGCAGCGGCAGCAGCGGCAGCAGCAGCAGCAACGGACCGAAGGCUGGCGCUGGAGGGAGCCACGGAGGAGCCGGCCGCAGCAGCGGAGCCAGCAGCAGCAGCAGCAGCAGCAGCAGCAGCACAGGGGGCCCCCCUAAUAUCUGUGCUAGCAGCAGAAGGCUAUGUGUGGAGGGGCCCUCAGAGCAAGGCAGCAUGGCGAUUCAGUUUGCUGCUGCAGCUGCUGCAGCUGGUAAACUCUUAG
Messenger RNA from Eimeria tenella, 300 nucleotides. RefSeq lists its product as uncharacterized. The coding region runs from base 1 to 300 and encodes 99 amino acids. The record is from RefSeq and is a predicted model, not a curated record. The transcript has a single exon. NCBI's taxonomy places the organism in Eukaryota, Apicomplexa, Conoidasida, Eucoccidiorida, Eimeriidae.